AUUGUGUUGGGGAAAACUAACAUCAGGUCCAAGUCAUUCCUAAAUACCGUUGUACUCCCGCAACUUGAGAUAGAUGACAAAAAGAACACUGAAAUUCUAAAAGUUCUUGUACAAUAUGUUCAGGUGUAAUCAGAGAUGGUGUGGCUUUGAUAUAAUCAUGCUACCUGUAACCUGAUCCCCUCUGUGUCUAGAUUGUAUUGAACAAAAAUAGCCUCCCCAUUGACCCCAUUCAACAGAUUGUGUUAGGAUAUAGGCCUACAGGUAGACUAUUUCCAUUAAAUCUGACUAACGUAUGCAAUCUAUUCUAUUUUAUAAUAUACCUUUACACAUGAUUGACCACUAAAGGAAUGGUCUAUUGUUGUUUAGAUUAAGUAUUACUGUUGCCUAUUGAUAUUGUAACUGUAGGCUAACAAAAUCAGUUCAACCAGCUCUGCCAUUGCGCAACCGUCAAACCCUGGUGCCAUAGCAACUACACAGGAAAACAAAAUGGCAAAAGCAACAACGAUAAAAGAAGCGCUUGUCAAAUGGGAGGAGAAAGCGGAGGAGAAGGUUGGAGAGGCCAAAGCGGUGAAGCUGUAUGGUCAGAUUCCUCCAAUAGAAAAGAUGGAUGCCUCUCUCUCCACUCUCAUCAACUGCGAGAGGCUGUCUCUGUCCACGAAUUGCAUUGAGAAAAUUGCCAAUUUAAACGGUUUAAAAAACCUGCGAAUAUUGUCCUUGGGACGAAACAACAUUAAGAAUUUGAAUGGAUUGGAGGCAGUGGGGGAUACACUAGAGGAAUUGUGGAUCUCUUACAACCUGAUAGAGAAGCUUAAGGGAAUUCAUGUUAUGAAGAAGCUCAGAGUCCUCUACAUGUCUAACAACCUGGUCAAGGAGUGGGCGGAAUUUGUGAAGCUGGCUGACCUGCCCUCCCUGGCAGAUCUGGUGUUUGUGGGGAACCCUUUAGAGGAGAAACACACAUCAGAAGGCAACUGGGUAGAGGAGGCCACUAAGAGGCUGUCCAAGCUGAAGAAAUUAGACGGCAACCCGGUGAUCAAGCACGGCGGUGAUGAUGGCGAUGAAAACUAACACAACCUGCUUCACUUUAACCAUCUGCAGACAAAUGUUUUUUAUAUAGAAAAUACAGUUCAAAUGUUUUAUCGUAAUUUUUACACCAGGAUAUUUUGAAUCAAACCACCAGGGUCUUAUACUGUGCAUGUUGAGGCAAGCACAGAUACACCAUCCUUAGUCCACAAAGCACAUUCCAGAUACUCAUACUACAUCCAGCAGUUCAGUCAAAUUAGUAUGAGAAAACGGUAAGUAAUUCAAACAAAGAUGCUGUCAGGUAGAUAAACAAUAUUGCCCACAAAUUUACAUAACACACUGUUGCACAAUGAGCCUACUCCCACACAAAGGAACUAAGUGUCAAAGGUACAGCUGUGGCUACUUGUUUCUUGAUUGAAGGGUUGUGACUGUCGAUGAAAGCACAUUUCCUAUUGUAGCAUGAUUUCUUUACUCUGUCCCUGAGCUCCUAGCAUGCACUCUUGAAGUGGUCGUACAAGAGGCAGGAGAUUAUUUCUUUAUACAAAUUGUUUAUACAAGAGGUUUUCUCUACAAAUUAACACUCAAAAUUGAAUGUCAACAUUUUGUCUCCAUUCUUUUUGAGUGUAUUGUGAAGGCAUAUUGUAUUUAAAUUAUUUCUAGGCAUGUUUGUAUAUAAGAAACUGAGAUGUUUAUAAUUUUCAAAUGUUCACAUUUAUUAAAAUAUGUUGCACUAA
Molecule: messenger RNA, 1754 nt
Organism: Hypomesus transpacificus
Lineage: Eukaryota; Metazoa; Chordata; Actinopteri; Osmeriformes; Osmeridae
Gene: dnal1
Product: dynein, axonemal, light chain 1
Exons: 8
Coding region: 487-1065 (192 amino acids)
Cellular component (GO): cytoplasm
Molecular function (GO): protein kinase binding
Source: RefSeq, a predicted model, not a curated record